Messenger RNA from Stegodyphus dumicola, 6117 nucleotides. RefSeq names its product growth/differentiation factor 10-like. The record is from RefSeq and is a predicted model, not a curated record. Gene Ontology annotation, molecular function: growth factor activity; cytokine activity. Gene Ontology annotation, cellular component: extracellular region. Lineage: Eukaryota; Metazoa; Arthropoda; Arachnida; Araneae; Eresidae.
GUCAACGGCAGAGGGUGAUAGUAAAAGAUUUGGAACAAAAACUUUGCUCUUUUUAAAUCAGUUAUAUAACAUUUACUAGAAUUUUAUAAGGAAUGAAAUUAAGUAAUUGCACGUUAAAUCGAAUAACUAAAAAUAUAGACUUUUAAAAACUUUUUUUCCUUGAGAAAUAAAAUUUUAAGUUCCAUUUAAGAGAGGAAACAUUUAAAGAAUAAAAAUUAAAACUAUUAGUUUAUAAGGCGAACAGUGGAAGAAGUUCUGGUUAAUAAAAUGACCUUCAUAAGAAUUCUGCCAUUCAUAAGAAAUUCUUAAGAGGGAAGCGCUUUCCGCAAUGUGGUGUGUGCUCCUGCUCCUGUGCGUAGCUUCAUCCGCUCCGGAGAGUACUUGGCCGGUGGAAGAUCGGAUUCUGCAGCUCCGUACUGCAACUUCCAGACCAGAGUCUCCCCCUUCGUACAUGCUGCACUUGUACAACAGGUACAGAAAAGGACGCAUGCCGUACAGUGCAGCGAAUACAGUCAGAAGUUUCUUUCCCACUCCAGGAAGACUUGGAAACGAUGAUAUUUUAGUAUUCAAUUUAACCGGUGUCCAUCCAACAGAAUACGUGGAACGUGUGGAUUUGCAUUUGCAGUCAAAGAAUGCUUUCAGACAAGGUGUCCGUCAAGAUCUCAAGAAAAUAGCUAUGGCCAUCGAGGUACUGGACUUAAGUCGCCCACUCAGGCCCAAAAUAGAGACUAUUCCUUUGUCUCGCAUGCAGUCUACUGGAUGGCAGACACUGGAUCUUACGGAUAGCAUCAUUGCUUGUUUGGAAGGCGAAGCUGAACAACAUCAUCUGGUGGGUAUUGCUGUGAAAGGCCCAGAAAAUGUGGACAUAGAUGAAAUGCUUUCCCAACCUUUUCUGGUGCUUUUUUCUGAAGACGAUGAUCAUUUGGAUAUUCAAGAACUGGACAGAGGAAGAAAGGACGCCCGUCUUAAAAGAGAGAUUCUGGACAAUGAACUACCUGAUUACCCGUCAGAAAAUGUCGAUGGAUCACUUCUGGAAGUGCAAGCGCGGCUAAAAUAUAAACCUUUAGAUUCGACAAUCGUUCCACGCCCAGAAGCCAGAAAGGUCUCCAAAUCAGACAUGGAGAAACACAGGAAAAGACGGCGACGAAGGAGGAGAAAAGAUAGGCGCCUUCCUUAUGCUUGGGGUAAAGGCUGGUGGAGAAUGAAUGACUUGAAAUCUGGACCAGGCGAUGAAGGGGAUGAAGAAGAUGAUGACGACGAUGAUGAAGAUAAUGAUCAGCUUAUUUGUCAGAAAAGAAAAAUGAUUGUAAGCUUCACGGACAUUGGAUGGGGUGACUGGAUCAUAUCUCCUAAAACAUUCGAUGCAUCUUACUGCUCUGGAGUGUGUCCUCACCCACUGAAGAAGAGCGUUCAGUCUUCUAACCAUGCCACCAUACAGAGCCUUGUCCAGUCUCUUGGCUUGAAGAAAGGAGUUCCAGGAUUGUGCUGCGUUCCUAAUUCGCUCUCUCCGGUAUCACUUCUCUACUAUGAUCAAAACAGAAAUGUAGUCCUGAAAAGCUACCCUAACAUGAGUGUCGAGAGUUGCUCAUGUCGUUAAGUACAUGUUCAGCAUCGUUUUUAACACUUUUACCCGCAUCAUAUGAAUGUUAAUGUAUUACCACAUGUUCGAACUCCUGAUGUAACUACUUUCGUGUAUAUUACAAAAAAUACUGUAUAAAAUUAUCAUCUGAAUUUGUGUUGCAUAGAUUACUAUUAUGAUGUAACAUAAAUUUCGUUAUUUUUAGUGAUGGUAAGGAUACUGUAGGGACUCCUCUGAAUUAAGUUAUCAAUGUUUGGAUAGACGUGGAAACAUUUCGGCUGUUUUAAAUACUUCGAAUAGUGAAAAGUUGAUGAAGGCUGAGGAGAAGUAAAAGAGCAAAUUAUAUUGCAAAAUGUUUUUAAAUUUUGUAUAAAAUCUUUGGUGGCUAUGCUUCUGAAAAAUAAACCCUUAAGUUUACUUUAGAUAUUCGAAACUGGUUUUAAAUUGCAACACAGAAUCCAGAUAGGAGGCAAAAAAUGAAUUACUUAUACUAUAGUUAACGUUUCCAAAUUUAUUUAUUUAUUUAUUUAUUUAUUUCUGUGUUUGUAUGUCUAAAGAGAUGCUCAAUUAAGGAUAAUAUACGUUUCAUCUGUACUUAAGUCUUCAGCAAUAAAUUUUACAUAUGCAGCAUAAUAAAUUAAAUGAUAAUUCAGAAUGCAAAAUAACUAAUUGUCCAAACAAAGAAAGGUAACUGUAACUAAUUCUCUAAACAAAGAAAGGUAACUGUAACUAAUUAGUCAUAUAAUAUCCCAUGCAGAACAAAAAUGAUUUACAGGUAUAAAAAUGAUUUCAGUAUGCUAUAAUUUACCACAACGAAAUAUGAUGUACAACAAUACAUACUUGGGACAAAAUUAUCGAGCUUUACUCGAGUUAUGAAUGUUGCUCUAGCAUUUGCAGGUUCAAAGAUAUCUUGGAGAACAAUGACCUGGAGAAAGACGUUCCCCGAAUACAUAUGGUCUGUGGGAUUUAAAGCGCUUAGGAAAACUGGACACCGUAUAAGGAUGAUAUACCCUCUUUUUAAGUAUUUUCUACAUUAAUGUCCAAAAUUAAGCUUACAAAAAUAAAAUAUGUGAUACCUCUAAAAAUAUUUGGUUUAUCAUAAUGGACGUUUGCCCAUUAUUAUGUAACAAAAAAUAGUGACAUAACAAAAUAAAAGGGCGUAAAUGUUUUAUGAUAUGUAAAUGAAACUAAAAUGGUUGAAACAUAACACCACCUCAUAUUUCCAGAAUGACCAGGUUUAAAGCGUGUUCCCAUCCCGCGCAACUUUACAUGCCUUACAAGGUAUAGUUCAACCGCUUCAUCCGCGACCAUGAGCGCAAACACGCAUGCGCCAUUCGGACCGAAUUAUUCUCAAAAUAGGGUGGAAGGAUGGGGACUUUCUUUCCCUCCAGUAUAGCUCUUUCCAGAGAAGAGAAGACCUUUCACGUCACAGCAAGUAAUACCAUCCCUUUUGCCCGAGUCUGUGUUUUGGCAGAAUGCCAAACAGGGUUGCGCUUCAGACGGUCGAACUACCUAUAUUGCAAAUUUUAUACCCCUAUAUUGCAAAUGAGGUUGCUAAUCAUAGCUUGUAGUAAUAAAUGCUUUUCUUAUAAAAGUGAGGAUUUUAACGCCUGAAGAAUCCUCAAAAGGUUUCAGGAAGUGUUAUGGCUCUUCCUAAAGCAUGCCAAAGUUGCAGUUAGUCCUGGACCUUUAAAAGCCACAACUAUGUCCCAAAUACCCUCUUCCUCCAGAAAAUCAGCGAUCAGUUUGAGCUUUGUGUGGCCUCCUUUUAACGUCUAUAAAAAUAAAGGCUUCUCCAAUAGCUCCUUGGAAAAGACUUAUAUAAGGUUCAAGAAUCUUGUCCCAACAACGCUUUGCAGUUAAGUGUCCUCGUUGAAAACAUGCAGUGACGUGCAACCGCCCGACAUGUACCCCUUCGCUCAAGGAUUACGCUUCCAUAGUGGUCAAUUUCUGUCAUGUUGAAGGGAUAACAGUAUGCAGCAGGCUUUCUUCAGGUGACAAGCUGGGGAAAAUUAAUCUGGGUGCUAAAUCUCGAAGAGUCACUGAAGAUGUCAUUUAGUAUGUAAGACGGUUGUACAAACAUCUUACAUACUAAAUGAAUAUGACUCAACAAGUGCUUUUCUUCCAGCAAGUGCCGCAUUGUUUUGGUUGUAAAACUCCCCCCCCUUUUUUUUAAUUCAUCAUAUUGUAGAGACAUCAGGUUAAUUUGGAAGCAGGCAAGAUGAAAAAAUUAGCAACCGCCUUCGCCGGGAAUCGAACCACAGAGCUCUGGAAUACCGGCCCAGCGUGCAGAACCACUACACCACGAAGGCACGUUAGAAAAGCGGGAGAAAUACCUUAUAAUAUAUUUAACGUGAUAUGUGUUAAGCUCUUAUCUCAUCAUUGGAGCAAAUCAUAACUCUGGAAUACUUCAGAAAACGGUAUAGAACAUUUCACAUGGAAAAUCACCUUCUGUAGGGCAACAUUUGACGUGAUUUGUGAUUAUCCUUAAUUCUUGUGCACGAAAGCAUGUUCAAAAUAUUAUUUAAUAAAGUCAGACAACAAUUAAUAAUAAAAGAUUUUCUGAGGAUUUAAAUAAACCUUUCAAACCUUAAUUUACACGUGUUAUCGGCGUCUAUAACUAUCUGUUUCUUAAAUAUAUUAAUUUUUCGAUAUUAUUAUAUUAUCAUCAAAAUUUCAAAUUCAAAAUUUCUUCAUAACAUACAAACAAAUAACGCAUAAAAUGUUUUUUGUUUAGUGCAUAGCAUUACCGGAAAUAAAGUAAACGAUUCUGCUUUAAAGAUUAAAAGUAUAUAAUUUUACCAUCUCCAUAGUAUAGACCUAAGUGAAAUGUUCAUUUGUUUAAUUUUUGGAAAACUGUAAUAAAUAUGCGUAAAAAGAUCUCCCAGAAAGAAAUUUUGUGAAAUAUUUUUAAUACAUACAUGAUGCGUAAAAAUAUUCGAUAUUACAUUACAUCUGAAGAGCGUAUAUUUAAAGUUGAUUACUUACGUAUUAUCGCAACCACCUUAGUAGAAAUCGCCAAAGCUUCAGAAUAUACCAGAUUUUGAUAACCCCGCCCAUAACAAUUAUUCGGGCAACCAUGCGCAGGAAAAAUAUUCUGUUUCCAACAUAGUUAGUUUCGUAUGCGUUCUUUUUGUUGCAUUCCAAGUUUCAACGGCUUUUAUAGAACAAUUAUGAUUUUUUUUUUUUUUUUUUUUUUUGUCUUAAACUUGAUUUUAAAAUUUGGGUUUAUAGGAUUUUGCUGUAAUAGUAGAAAGCGAGAAGAAAUUUCAGGAGGAAUACGUUAUUUGGUCUCAAAAUAGCUAAAGGAACAAUGCUUCGAAUUCUUUCUCACAGCGCCCACCAGCGGCCGAGCGGUAAAGUCGCUGAACACUGCUAGUUCGGUCCAGGGUUCGAAUCCCGGCAAACGGGCUGACUGCAGGGGCGCUUUCAUGUUUUCCAUGUGUAACAUCUAUACGAGUCAGUUUCCUUAGAAAUUCCCUCACAAAAGGCAUCCCUUCCCAAAGGCAGAGAGCCUUCGAAUGCUUUGCCAAAAUCAAAUAAACCAAAUCAGCUGUUCUUCUCCUUCAGUAAAACCUUCCAAACUACCUCAAGGUGGUUGCGAUAAUACGUCAGUUUAAAUAAAAUUUAUAUAAUUUUACAUGCAUGAAACGUAUUUAUCCGUAUUAUUUUCUCUUUAAAAAUUGUUCCAACAAUUAUAUAAAACAUAAUGAGCUUACGAGGACAUAUUUAAUAUGAGAUUUAAAACACAUUAAAUACUCAAAGAAUUAAAAAAAAUAUGAAGCUCCUAAAUAACAACACUCACUUGUUGGUAAAAGAAUUAUAUUGCUGCUGAUAAGAGUAAUUUUAAUCCCAAUGUACAUACGUUUCUUGCAUUUUUCAAAUAACAACUCAGAAGAAAAAUAAGAAAUUCCGCACUUUUAAGCGACAUACAUUCUAUCUUAUAAUAAUUAAAUAAUAUUUAAUCAGUAAUGAUUAUUUGUAUAACUACUUAUUAAAAGCAUAAAACUAUUGCUUCUGCUUUCAGUUUGGUUUUAAACUUGAUUUAACAGACAGGUUGGAAUUAGUCUUCUAAUGAUACAUUAACUUAUGUUCCAGAGCAAUGUAUAUAUAUAAUAUACCGAGUCUUGGAAACCAAAGAAUAUAAAUAGAAGCUCGCAAUUCUUGUGCAUAAAAAUGAUAAACUUAAUUUUGUUCUGUAUUCAUUGUGUAUACAUAUUCAGACUUUCAUGAUAAUGAAAUUAAAAUAGUAUUUAUAACUUUGACAUCAGAAAAGAGGAUGAAAAGCAAGUGGAAAUUAAAGGUCUUGGCACUUUUGCUUUACUAAAAAGAGAACUGAUACUUAAAGUUAUUUAUUAGGCUGCGUAAAAGUAUAAUAUAAACAAAAUAUCAUGAAUUAUUGCAAGCGUGGUACCUAUAGAAUGGUGAAAUUAAUUUAGUUAAAUAAAUUUAAGAAUAAAUAUUUACGAAUCAAAAAAUUAAUAAAAAAUGUGUAUACAGUCAAAAGUCUUUAAUCCGGACUCGUCGGGACUUCGGCG